Messenger RNA from Chelonia mydas (Green sea turtle), 4466 nucleotides. Its product is annotated as chondroadherin. Gene Ontology annotation, molecular function: protein binding. The record is from RefSeq and is a predicted model, not a curated record. The transcript is spliced from 6 exons. Bases 1528 to 3432 code for a protein of 634 amino acids. NCBI's taxonomy places the organism in Eukaryota, Metazoa, Chordata, Testudines, Cheloniidae.
ACCCAGAGGCUGCCUGUUCUCCAGCCCCCCUCACCACAACCGCCUAGAGACACCAGAUUCCACAAGAUGGGAAUCCAUGUAAUUUCCUGCCUGAAUUAUUGCAGAUGCUGACUCCAGCACAGUCGUCUCAUCUGUGUGCACUUCACCAGGUAGAUGUACCGUCACAAAUACAGUUCCAGAAAGGGAAGCAUCUGUUCUGCAGUAUCAAGCAGGGAGCAAACCAAGCCAGUCAGCUAAACACAUGUCAGAUUGGAAAAAAUAAGCUCCAUCUACAACCUGUCCGCCUGUGAUACCAAACUGAGAUGCCAUUUGCAGGAGAUUGCGGAAACCUUCAUCAUGUGAUUCUCUUGCCUCUGAUUCGAAAUUGUGAACAACGCUGUUGACAGUCAAAUGAUCAUUAUGAGGCUUCAGUGCGCACACCCUCUUGAGAUGAUGGGGGCAGCUGAUAUUUCUCUCAGGCCUGAUGUCAGGAAGGCACUGCUGCCUCAGAUCAUAUCCAGUCUGACUUCACUUUUUAAGCUUAAGUUCUACAGCACAUGAUGUAACCUCCAGGGGAAGGUACCAGUUUGUGAAGCUGCUAUGAGCCAGACCGGAGAUUUUGGAAACCGCAUUUCACGCAAAGCCUCAACAAACUCAGACGUGCUCCCAGCAGGAGAAAACGCCAGAGGCAAGGAGUUGGCUAGGGACACCUCUCUGCUCCCCCGUGCCCACAAGUUUCACGAUAUGGACAAAGAGCCAAAACUUUUGGACUUGGUGGGACAUCACAGGAGCUCUGUGCCUACUAGGGUGUGGGCAUUUCAGGCUUUAUAGACGGGGACCAGCACCUUGGUUUUCACUUGGCAGAGCACUGGCUGCCAGUGCAGGGAUCAGAGCUCAGGCGUAAUAUGCUCCUGCCAGUCUGCCCUGCCUCACCAGUAGGCCAGUCAAAUUUGGCACCACCAAAGGUGCCAGAUGGCCUGAAGACCAUCACUGACCUUGAGAGGUUAGCCCCAGGGAGAGCACAGCAGCAGCAGUCCAGCCUGGAGGUAGCAGAGGCCUGGAUGGCGAGGCUCAGCGAUGAGAAGAGAGGAUGCUAUCUCUUGGGCUGGUGGAAGCCGGCCCGGAAUACGCUUUCAGAAUCAGCCACGAACCCGGUUUGGUGUGAUCUGCACAGGCCAGCUAACCACAUUCUCGUUUGCUCCAGGGGCAAGUGAAGGAGCCAGACAAUAGGAGGAAACAACUCAUGUCCUAGCACCGCUUCCUCUGUCAGGUUAUGUGACUUGUUGGAUGCAUUUGAGCUGAAAGGGGGAAGAGUCACCAGGACAAUCGCUCCACAGCACAUGGGGUGUUUGGAGAAGGGCUAAAGCACUGGAGCUGCGCAGCAAAUACCCCCCAGCAGAGCUGCCUCUGAGGACAGGAAGGAGGAUGUUGGUAUGAACUGGUGAAAAUCCAUUGCCAGCCAAAGCCAGACCUGGUGAUUAUUCCAGACCACUUGAAGCCCUAGAAACCCUCCAAACUUUUGGAACAAAAUAUCAUCAGAGAGACGCUAUGUCGAGGCUCUGGAUUAUGGUCCUUGUUCUGCUGUGGAUUCCAGUCAUGGCCAUCACACAGCUCCCAGGCAAUGCCCAGUGCCCUGUGAACUGCUCCUGCUUCUUCUCCCAGUGGUUUGUCCGGUGCCCCAAUGCCAGCUUAUCCUCUCUUCCCCCUGGUAUUCCCAAUGCCACCGUGGAGCUCGACCUACAGCACAACCAGUUCAGCACCCUCUCAGCAGGCUUCUUCCCAGAGCUGGCUGAGAUCAGCAGCAUUUACCUCGGCAGCAGUGGUAUCCACCGGAUUGAGCCUGGGGCUUUUCAGGGGGUCAAGAAUCUGUACCAUCUCCACCUGGACAACAACCUCCUGGAGCAGGUCCCAGAGGGUGUCUUUGAGAAUCUGACAAAUCUGAUCUUCCUGCACCUGGAGCACAACCAGAUUGCUCACCUCCCGCCAGGUGGGUUCUCUUCCCUGAAGCAGCUCAGUGUCCUGGAUCUGAGUAACAACCUGCUGCUGGAGCUUUCCGAACAAGCCCUUCACGGCCUCCCGCGGCUGCGUCGGCUCUACCUGAGCGCGAACCAUAUUACCAAUGUGUCCAGCAAAGCCCUCCCAGGCAGCCUGCGGGCCCUCAGCCUAGACGGGAACCAGCUGGCGAGCGUGCCCGCGGCCAUCCGCACCUCUUCCACGCUCUCCACUCUGCAGCUGAGUGGUAACCCCAUCCGGAAGCUGACAUCUCUCUCCUUUGGGAGGAGGCUUCGCUCCCUAAGGCAGCUGUUCCUGGACAGCCUGGCCCUGGAGAAGAUCACCUCCUUGGCUUUCACCAGGCUCCGCUGGCUGGAGCUGCUGAGCCUGAGGAACAACAGCCUGGAGUCGCUCCCGCCUCUGUCCUCCCUGAGGUCGCUCUCCACUCUGUAUCUGACUGGGAACAACUGGCGCUGUGACUGCAACCUGAUCUGGCUCCGCACCUGGCAGAAGAAGGUGCUCCGGAAAGAACGUACCCCCGUGGAAUGCAGCUCCCCAGGGGCGCUACAGGGACAGCUCCUGGUGGACAUAGAGUUACAGAAGCUGACUUGCCCACCUUUUGGGACGGACUCCACCACCCUCAGCCCCUCUGAGAACAUGAAUACACUCACGGCCAUUGCUCUGUCCAGAGACAUACCUCUCCCACGGGCUGCUACCACAGCUACCACCACGACCUCCACCGCCCUGACCACCACAAGGAGGCUCCCCAGCUCCACCAUGCACUCAGCUACCUCCCUUCACCGUGUGCUGGAUAGGUGGGACCCAUGCUUGGCCGACCACAUCAGCAGUGUCAGCAUCAGGACGAAGGGCGACACUUCCCUGGUGGUUGCCUGGGCUUUCUCCGGUGACCACGACCAAUUUGAGGUGCGGUACACGGCCGGCCAGGAUGAGCAGGUGCUGCGGGUGGCGGGAGGGUUGGCCGAGGUGACGCUCCACGAUCUCCGCGCGGGGACUGAGUACAGAGUCUGCGUCAUCCCCCAGAAUGAGAAUCUGCUGGAGUGCCAGGCCCCUGCCGCCCGGCAGUGCAAAGCAGAGCGCACUGCCGGCCUUCCUAGUGAUGCACAGCCCGUGCACGCCCCGCUUGGCCACAGCCACUCGGCCGUGGGCUUCGGUGUUGCUGUCGCUCUCCUAGCACUCGCAGCACUGGCCCUGGCCGUCACCUACAGGCUGCGGACGCGGCCGAUCCAAUUCCAGCGCUACUAUGAUGAAGAUGGGUCACCCCGUCAUCGCAGGAGCAGCAACCAAGCCAAGAUGACCACAGACCCAGUUGACGAGAGCAUGGAGGAUGAGGACUGGCACAGUUAUGUGACAGCUGCCAGCCGGUGCCCAGAGGAGAAAGUAGACGGCACCAUGUCUGCCCCACCCAGGCUCACAUCCACACCCACGUAUGUGACUCUGUGAUUCUAACUGCUCCCUGGCAUCCCACGGCUGAGCAGGAAUUGCCCAGUGGGGUCUGCCGCUCACCCAUAGAGCCCCAAGGAGUAAACCAGACAGUUCUGUGUCCGCCCCUUGUGACUGACAUGGACAAUAAAGCAGAGCCAUAGAAAACUGAGAUGGGAAAAGUUUGUGGCUUAGGGCCCCUUUUAUCCAACCCAGUCCAUGCCCCCCGCAGAGACUUUCCAGGGAGGGUCGUGCACAGCCUCUUGCCUCACAUAAAUAGUUUUGAGAAGCGGGAUCUCCACUGCGGCACCCAUGUGAUUCACAAAGCCUUUCACAGCCAGGGGUGAUAUAGAAAGGCAGGAUUGGUGACUGGUUUCCAUUUGACAGGCAACCUCUGCAUGGCUGGGGGGUUGCUAUUUAUAGCAAAGCUGGACUGGAAAUCUCAGGAGAAUAUGCUUUUGGAGUCAGUUCCUCCUCCCCGGGGAUUGUUUGCAGCUUCUGCCACCCCCCCACCCCCAUCCCAAAAAAGCAGCUCUCUCUCUCUCUCUCUCUCGCUGUUUUGGCAUGUAGUUUUGCACCCGUGGGGGUGGGGUGGACAUAAGAAGGACCCAGAGAAGGGGGAAGGCAGAAAAGAUGUUUGCAGCUCAAGUUUGACCAGAGCUGAGGCCUAGUGAAGGCCAGGAGGGAGCCGCAGGAGCAGAGAAGGAAUUUGCACCAGUCCUGCCUAGCCCCUGUGAAAGGCUGGGGAGGGGAGCCGGGUGCUACGCGAUGGGGGGAGCAAGGAAGGAAUUGUGUUUUCUGGUGCAGUACAGGGCUCAGGUCAGUUGGCGCGUCUAGACCCCUCUCAUCACCGAGGAUGUGAAUUCCAGGCCAAACAAGCCGUUCAAAGCUGACAAUCACUGUCCUUUGGUGGUAGCAUUUAACCUUCCCACACACCCAGCCCCGCCGCUGUCUCGGUGCAGGUUUUUGAAUGUUCCAUUUUGUCCAAAAUAAAGGUGGGGAGGCUUUAAAUGCAUUGCUUCCAAGCUAAAAAAAAAUAAAAAAAUCUUAUUUUC